UUUUUAUGUUUUAACAGAAUGACCUCCAAAGAGAUUAGAGUAUUUAAAAAAGGACAAAGCAACCUACAUAGACCGAAAUCAUUACUAAUGAGAGAGAUUAGCAGUGUUUUGGGGAGGAGAUAGAUUGGUAAUUGAAAUGUGUUUGCAAACAAUCCAACACAGUAAAGCCAGUUCCAGCUUAAUAAUCAUAUUUGUGUUGUUAAUCAUCAUGGUGGUUUCUUGCUGAUGUUUCAUGGUUGCAGGUUUUUAGGAGAGAAACUGAUUAGGUUGGAAAAAUGAAAUAGAUUUGGGAGAAAGGGAAACAAGCUCCCAUCUAUGUCCAAAGGCUGACAGAGAGGAUCAUCCUUCAAUUAAUAUUGCCUUCGAGAUCCAGAUGACCUAGGAAAUUAGAGCCAAGAUGAACCACCAACAAAAAAACUUUUAGCUUUUUUUAUAAAUAUGUCAAUUGAAGACCUGGAUUUGAAUGAACACACUAAUUAUAAAAAAACAUAUUAUAAUGAUUUGAUCUUCGGAUGGUGUAAUCUUGGGGAAGGUAUAGUAACAAAUUUAUGAGAGAGAAAAAUAUUACGGUAGGGAUGCCCAGUUGUUAAGAUGGUUUUGAAAUGAGCUUUGAUGAUAUUGAGGGAAUGAUAAUCAAGUAAAGAAGAGCAAGUUUGAUUGAAGGUUGAAAAUCAAGAGAGAAAUUGAAGCCUAUCUUUAGUGAGGAUUAAUUCAAUAGCCAGUUUGAAGAAUCCAAGUAAAUUAUGUUGUGGGGAUUGACUAUUCUUGGCAGGUGUUUCUGUUUCCCUUCCAUUCUAAGGUUCUGGAGGUUAAAUUUCUGUUGAAUAACAGAGUGCUGUGGGGGUGGUUUGUAAAAUUGAGGAGCAGCUGAAGGAAUAAUGCUUGGACAUGUAUGGUGAACUGAAACAGUGUAGUGGCAAAAAAGUAUUUAAGAGCAUCUGAGCAACAUCUGAGGAAGAAUCUUAUAACAACAACGUCCUUGCUUAAGAUUCUGGCAGUUAAGAUAAACAAUGACUUAAUCUGAAUAAGAAGAGAGAGAAAAAUGGGCCAUGGUGAGAGUUCAAUUCAGAAGAGGAACGCAACAUCAGCAUUGUCUUGUUGCUAUUCAGGAAGAAAUUCUGCUGCAGAAGCGUUUUGGCAUCGGUGAUGAGAAAUGGGGUAUGAUGUAGCACGUUUUCAAGGGGAUGUUGAUGAAGAUCUUAUUUGCCCCAUCUGCAGUGGGGUUUUGGAGGAGCCAGUGCAGGCGCCUCAUUGUGAGCACGCUUUUUGCAAUGCCUGUAUCACCCAGUGGUUCUCUCAACAGCAGACGUGUCCUGUCGACCGAAGCGUUGUGACUGUGGCUCACCUGCGCCCUGUACCCCGGAUCAUGCGUAAUAUGCUAUCUAAGCUGCAAAUCACGUGUGACAACGCUGUUUUUGGCUGCACUUCUAUAGUGCGGCUUGACAACCUGAUGUCUCACCUCAAUGACUGCGAACACAAUCCAAAGCGGCCUGUGACCUGUGAACAGGGAUGCGGCUUGGAAAUGCCCAAAGACGAAUUGCCGAAUCAUAACUGUAUAAAACAUUUACGGUCGGUAGUGCAGCAGCAACAGACAAGAAUAGCUGAAUUGGAAAAGACGUCUGCAGAACAUAAGCAUCAAUUAGCAGAGCAGAAACGGGACAUACAGUUGUUAAAAGCAUACAUGCGAGCGAUACGUAGUGUCAAUCCCAACCUGCAGAAUUUGGAGGAGACUAUUGAAUAUAAUGAAAUCCUUGAGUGGGUGAAUUCCUUGCAGCCAGCCCGGGUAACCCGGUGGGGUGGUAUGAUCUCUACACCAGAUGCUGUGCUCCAAGCUGUAAUCAAGCGUUCCUUGGUGGAAAGUGGAUGCCCCACAUCCAUCAUCAAUGAAUUGAUUGAAAAUGCCCAUGAACGGAACUGGCCCCAGGGCUUGGCCACCCUAGAAACUCGCCAGAUGAACCGACGCUAUUAUGAAAACUAUGUGGCCAAACGCAUCCCAGGCAAACAAGCUGUGGUUGUGAUGGCCUGUGAGAAUCAGCACAUGGGAGAGGAGAUGGUGCUAGAACCAGGCCUGGUGAUGAUAUUUGCACAUGGAGUGGAGGAAAUUUAAAGACUCGACAGAGAUGAUAAAACAGCGUGCUUGUAUACAUACAUACAUACAU
Molecule: messenger RNA, 2159 nt
Organism: Pseudonaja textilis
Lineage: Eukaryota; Metazoa; Chordata; Lepidosauria; Squamata; Elapidae
Gene: RNF41
Product: ring finger protein 41
Biological process (GO): protein ubiquitination; regulation of canonical NF-kappaB signal transduction
Cellular component (GO): plasma membrane signaling receptor complex
Molecular function (GO): ubiquitin protein ligase activity; metal ion binding
Source: RefSeq, a predicted model, not a curated record